CGAGCGGGCCUGCCGGGCCCGGGGCCCCCACGGAGGGCGGAGGCCGGCCCUGCCUCGGGUUUCGCCCCCAAAGUGCCUUUCCUGUGCGUGGCGACGGGACUAUCCGAGAAAGGGCGCGGCCGCGACGGUGUUGUCUCCGCAGGGCGGGUCCUCCGACGGCCCGCGGCGACGCGCGGGAAGAUGCUCGACGUGCUGGUGCUGAAGAUUGAAGAUCCGGGAUGCUUCUGGGUUAUUAUAAAAGGAUGUAGUCCCUUUUUAGAUCAUGAAGUUGAUUAUCAAAAACUAAAUAGUGCCAUGAAUGACUUCUAUAAUAGCAUGUAUCAAGAUAUAGAAAUAAAGCCAUUAACGUUGGAAGAAGGGCAGGUCUGUGUGGUUUACUGCCAGGAACUGAAGCGCUGGUGCAGGGCUGUCAUUAAGUCCCUCGUGUCUUCGGCCGACCAUCACCUGGCGGAGUGCUUCCUGGUGGAUUUUGCCAAGUACAUCCCGGUGAAAUCUAAAAACAUCCGAGUUGCAGUAGAAACCUUUAUGCAGCUUCCCUACCGCGCGAAGAAAUUCAGACUGUACUGCACGAAGCCGGUUACGUUACACAUUGACUUCUGCGAAGACAGCGCUGAAAUCGUACCUGCCAAGAAGUGGGACAGCGCAGCUAUUCAGUACUUUCAGAACAUCCUGAAAGCAACUACCCAGGUGGAAGCCAAAUUGUGUGCUGUGGAAGAAGAUACUUUUGAGGUCUACCUUUAUGUAACUAUAAAAAAUGAAAAAGUCUGUGUUAACGAUGAUCUGGUUGCAAAGAACUUUGCUUGUUACAUAUCCCCCAAGGAGAAUAAGAACCUUCAUUCUGUAGAGAAGCCACGAUUGAAUAGAAAGUCGGCAUCCUUUUCCAGUAAACUCAAUCCAGCCCUUACUCUUUGGCCAAUGUUUUUGCAAGGAGAAGAUUCUCAGGGAAUGGAAAAUUCACAUGACUUAACGUUUCUGGCUCAGUCUCGUCAGCAUCCGUGGCCCAAGGCUGUUGUUGGUGACCUUGGGCCAGCUGCUGUGAUCCUGGAUAAAACUAUAAACUGUAGUACGGGUUCAUUGGGAGGCUUGUCUAAAAAAAAAUCUGAAAAGAAGCAACAGCACAUCUCUUUGAAAGAUAUAAAUAAGUGUGCUGAGUCUUCGGUGUCCUGGCCAACGAAGAGGGGAAUAACUAUAUACGCGGAGCCAGAUAUACCAACAGCAAGCUCUUUAUGUCAGAAGCCAAAUAAGAAGCCUCUUAGGUGGGCCGAGAAGAAAGAACACAACGAGAAGAAUGGCUGUGUGAAAUUAUUGCAGUUUUUAAAUCCGGAUCCUUUGAGAACUGAUGGAAUCUCUGAUCUUCAGAAGCUGCAGAAGCUGCGGUCGGGGUCCCCACAGCCAGUCCCUGUGCUCCGGAACAAGAUCGAGCCUUGCUUGUCAGUUGAUGCGUCACCACUUUCGGCUGACCUGAAAAAGGCCCUUCACAGAAACAAGUUUCCGGGACCCAGCCACACCGAAUCCUACUCUUGGCCUCCCAUAGCGAGGGGCUGUGACGCGGUGGUCAUUUCUCACUGCGGGAAUGACCCUCUGCUGUACCUUCCACCGCUCCUUACGAUUCUGCAAACAGGGGGCUGUUACAAGGCUUUACCAAGCAGAAACGGACCUCUGGCAGUCAUUGUGUGCCCUGGGUGGAAAAAGGCCCAGUUCAUCUUUGAAUUACUGGGCGACUACGGCGCGUCCUCCAGGCCUCUUCACCCGAUGCUGCUAACGAUCGGACUCCACAAAGAUGAAGCCAAAAACAUGAAGCUUCCGAGGGGUUGUGAUAUAAUUGUGACGACCCCCCACAGCCUCCAGAGACUUCUCCAGUAUCAGAGCUUGUUAUUUCUCAGACUCUGCCACCUCGUGUUGGAUGAGGUGGAAGUAUUAUUCCUCGAAGCUAAUGAAGAAAUGUUUGCUAUAUUAGAUAACUUUAAAAGAAAUAUUGACGUUGAAGAAAGGGAAUCUGCACCACAUCAGAUUGUUGCCGUUGGAGUACAUUGGAGCAGACAAAUAGAACAGUUGAUGAAAGAGUUCAUGAAUGAUCCCUACGUUGUGGUCACGGCCCUGGAAGAGGCUGCUCUCUAUGGCAGUGUCCAGCAGGUAGUGCACCUUUGCCUGGAAUGUGAAAAAACCUCUACUUUACUCCAGACUCUAGAUUUCAUUCCAAGUCAAGCACAAAAGACCUUGAUCUUCACUGGUUCUGUAGCUGAAACAGAAAUUGUGUGUAAGGUAGUAGAAAGCAGUUCAAUAUUUUGCUUGAAAAUGCAUAAAGAAAUGGUUUUUAAUUUAAAAAGUAUUUUAGAACAGUGGAAGAAGAAGUUAAGUUCUGGCUCUCACAUUGUAUUAGCCUUAACUGAUGACUGCAUACCGCUCUUGACCGUCACUGACGCCACGUGUGUGAUUCACUUCAGCUUCCCCUCCUCACCCAAAGUGUUUGGUGGACGUCUGUUUUGCAUGUCUGAUCAUUUUCAGAGUUCAGCCGAACAGGGUUCUCCUGCAGAACAGGGAGAUAAGAAAGCCAAGUCUGUCUUGCUGCUGACGGAGAGGAACGCGUGCCACGCAGUCGGUGUCCUGCGCUAUCUGGAGCGAGCCGAUGCCAGGAUUCCUGUGGAGCUGUAUGAGUUUACUGCUGGGGUUCUAGAAGCCAAAGAAGAUAAGAAGGCCAGAAGACCUCUUUGUCCAUAUCUUAAGUCUUUUGGUUUUUGCAAAGACAGAAGGAUAUGUCCUGAUCGACACCAUGUUAAUCCAGAAAUAGACACACCAAGGAAAUUAUCCAACCAGACGCUACCAACGUUUGGAUACAUCAAAAUAAUACCCUUUUAUAUUUUGAAUGCAACGCAUUACUUUGGCCGUAUAGUUGAUAAGCAUGUGGAUCUUUAUGCGGCCCUUAAUGCUGAAAUGAAUGAGUAUUUUAAGGGUAACAGCAACAAAACAACUGUUGAAAAGGUGGAGAAAUUUGGAUUAUAUGGAUUAGCAGAAAAAACACUUUUUUACAGGGUCGAGGUGCUGGAGAUGAGCCAGAAAGAAGACAGCUGGGGCCCGGACAGUGUCCUCGUGAGGUUUAUAGAUGAAGGCCGGACUGGACUGGUCACGAGUCACCAGCUGCUGCGUCUCCCAGAACAUUUCCACACUCUGCCUCCCCAGGCGGUGGAGUUCAUCGUUUGCAGAGUGAAACCUGCUGACAAUGAAGUUGAAUGGAAUCCAAAGGUCACUAGGUACAUUCAUCAUAAAAUCAUUGGGAAAUUGCAUGAUGCCAAAGUGGUACUGGCUUUAGGAAACACAGUGUGGGUCGAUCCAAUGGUGCACGUUACAAAACUUUCAAAUUUGAAGACGUCUGUCAUUGAUUAUAACGUUCGUGCUGAAAUUGUGUCAAUGGGCUUGGGUGUUGACAACUCGGAGCACGUGGAACAACUGAAGACGCUGCACCAAGGAGCUCAAGUGCCACCUGGUGAAGAAAGCCUGAGCCACGCCCUGGCGCCUUCUCCAGCAGAAGAUGCCGCUGGUCUGCAGAGCACGCAGGAGGACAGGGGCUCGGGAGGAGGUGCUGACUCCGAGGCGAAGCUGGAAAACCAAAAGCAUGAAACUUCACCUGAAAACACAAGAGAUUCUUCCCUUAACAAAACCACAGAACCUCUGAAAAGCUUCCACCCACAAGUCAAAUGGUUCCAAAAAGAUGAUGUGGUCAUACUGAAGAUAAGGCUAAGGAACGUAAAAGAUCACAACUGCAAAUAUUUCCAGGAUAGAGUCGUUUUCAGCGCCUGGGCGGGAGAGAAGUUUUACAUGGCCGAUAUGGAGCUGCAGGGCAACAUAGUCGGAGACGACUGCAAGUGCACGAUUAUGGGCGAGGAGCCUGUGAUCACGCUGGCGAAGGAGAGAAAGGAGCCUUGGCGCAGCUUACUCAAGCGGAGGAAUCCUAAUGUGGCUUUUGAUUUUGAUCACUGGGAAGAACACGAAGAGGAGAGCCGCUUCCCCAAGGUUGUGAAUUGUAAAAACCUGUCCCUGAAAGUGGCAGAGGUGGCUGAGAGCAGUGCCACAACGUCCGAGGACAGCGGAAGUGAGAGUGAAUGAGCAGAGUCAGACCCGGAAGGGUGGCGAGCACCGCACACGGAUGGACACGCCACGUGGCCGAGAUUUCGGGAAACAAGGCGCCAUGGCCAACCUGUCCUUGACUCAAGGGUAAAUUGGGACCCGGUGUCAUCCCAUGCACAGGGAUUGUUACUGCUGGGAAACGGGCUUCAGGGGCUC
This is a messenger RNA of Hyaena hyaena (striped hyena), 4278 nucleotides long. It is a transcript of the gene TDRD12, whose product is annotated as tudor domain containing 12. Lineage: Eukaryota; Metazoa; Chordata; Mammalia; Carnivora; Hyaenidae. Gene Ontology annotation, molecular function: ATP binding; nucleic acid binding. The record is from RefSeq and is a predicted model, not a curated record. Gene Ontology annotation, biological process: germ-line stem cell division; transposable element silencing. The transcript is spliced from 32 exons. Bases 181 to 4101 code for a protein of 1306 amino acids.